Staurois parvus is the source of this 440-nucleotide messenger RNA. Lineage: Eukaryota; Metazoa; Chordata; Amphibia; Anura; Ranidae. The record is from the annotation of a GenBank genome assembly.
AUGGGCAGCAAACACAUUCCAUUAAGGAGGGCCACUUCAGCCGGCUAUAGGAUGCCAGACAGAACGAAAACAAAGCUGACAUCCACUUCCUCCGUGUCACUUAGCCACGCCGGGACCAAACAUUCUCCCAUUCUGCCCAAGAAGGAUAAAGAAAAGGAAGCCUGGGGGAUGUGGUCAGGCAGGACCACGUAUGGAGAGAGUUUGUGGAUGCCGAAAGGAGAGGUGAAAAACAAUGGCAUGAAAAUUGGAGCUUCCUAACGGAAUAUGACACAUUGGGCAAUAAGAAAGAAGUAGAGACACUACCUGAACAAAUGGCAGUUUUCUCAGACCAAGUGCCCAAUACCACCAAUCAGAACAUUGGAAGCAGAAUGAGCACAGAGCUGGGGAAGAGCCUCAUACACAUGGAUUUCAUUCUGACCAGUGGAAAUCAGAAGAGGAGG